AUGGCUCCAAGUUCCUCAAGUAAAAGAAAACAGCCUAAGCUUGAUUUAGAAGAAGAUAAUGAUGUUAUCUUGGAUGACCCUGUUCCUAAACCGGAGGAACCGAAACCUAAGAGGCGCCAACACAUUGCCAUUAAGCCUAAACCUUCUGUUCCUCAGAGAGUGAGGAAGAGCACUCAUGAACCUUCCAUUCUAACCCCUCCAGUUCCUCCACAAAAUCCACCAUCUGCCUCAAGUUCCAAGGGUAAGGAACAGGACACUCCGAAUGAUGCUACCUGGAGCUUGAGUGCUACAGUGGUUGCGCAUCAAAAGAAGAUGGACUCUAUGGCUCGUGCCUUGGCGGAGUUGAAGGAACAGUAUGACCUUGAUCCUAAUAAUAAUAGUAAUGAGACUACUAAUGAUUAUCUUUUCAACGUAAUUGAAUCUUAUAUCAGUGUUGAGUGUUGUUAUAAUAAUGUGGAAGAUAUAAGGGCUUGGCUCGAGAGCGAGUCGGAUUUGGCGGUGAAGCCUACUCCGGCUAGCGAGGCGGCUAUCGAGGAGUUGGAGAGGUUGGCUGCUGGAGGAGAUCAAGAGGUUGAUUCUACUACUUGUGCUAUUUGUCUUGAAGAGGGAAGUAUGACGAUGAGUGUAAGGUUGCCUUGUAAGCAUGUGUUUCAUGAGGGGUGUAUUGUUAAAUGGCUUCGUAAAAGUAAUUCUUGUCCUCUUUGCCGCUAUGAGUUGCCUGUGGCUAUCGAUCAUCAAUUGCACCAGGAGCUAGUUAAUAGUGUUAAAGAUAUCUUACAAAUGAUUUAG
Messenger RNA from Beta vulgaris subsp. vulgaris (sugar beet), 789 nucleotides. RefSeq names its product E3 ubiquitin-protein ligase RING1-like. Lineage: Eukaryota; Viridiplantae; Streptophyta; Magnoliopsida; Caryophyllales; Amaranthaceae. Gene Ontology annotation, biological process: protein ubiquitination. The transcript has 4 exons. Gene Ontology annotation, molecular function: ubiquitin protein ligase activity; zinc ion binding. Gene Ontology annotation, cellular component: cytoplasm. The record is from RefSeq and is a predicted model, not a curated record. The coding region runs from base 1 to 789 and encodes 262 amino acids.